Molecule: messenger RNA, 3759 nt
Organism: Strigops habroptila (Kakapo)
Lineage: Eukaryota; Metazoa; Chordata; Aves; Psittaciformes; Psittacidae
Gene: ALOX5
Product: arachidonate 5-lipoxygenase
Exons: 12
Coding region: 1883-3622 (579 amino acids)
Biological process (GO): linoleic acid metabolic process; lipid oxidation; xenobiotic metabolic process
Cellular component (GO): intracellular membrane-bounded organelle; cytoplasm; nuclear envelope
Molecular function (GO): protein binding; heme binding; arachidonate 5-lipoxygenase activity
Source: RefSeq, a predicted model, not a curated record
CAGCAAUACUGCCUGCACAGCAUGCCUAGAACGGUUGGAGUCCCUCUCCCUUCUUGGCCCAAAGAUGCUCAAUUUUAUGGAUGAGACCCUGGAUCAGGCCCUUCCUCAGGAGACAGCUUCUUCCUUUGCCACAGAUUCUCACGAUGAGCUUGUGCAACUCACAUAAUCAUUUUGUACACUGGGGAUUAGUCCUUUGAUCUUGUCUGCUCAUGCUUUAAGCAUUAGCGGAAGGGCUGUCUGUAUGUGCUGUUGGAACCACCAUGCAGACUGAUAGAAAUCACAGGGAGCAGCAAAACCACCUUGAAUCCUCUCCUCCAAACCUUGCACCAAAUAAGAACAAGAACCUCCCCAGGAGUAUCUUGCUGCACUUUGCAUUUAUUCAUCAUCUGUGUUAUCAUUGAGCUGUUCUGCUCUCUUCAAGAGAACAUACUCACAAUUCUUUCCAAUAAAUAUUUUCCUUUGCUCUGUCUCUUCUCACUGCUUCUUACCUCUUGCAAACCAUUACUUGGCUGUGGGAGCUCUCACCCAUAGCACAGUUCUGUUCUGCCACCCCAGUUAACACUCUCCUGCCUUUCCCUAAAUAUGUUUUUUUAUUCCACUCACAUUUUGUCCAAGCAGGUUUUCAGGAAUCUAUACAGGUGAAUGGGGUCUCUUCAUACUGUCCUGACUGACUUACAUCUGGAAACACCUGUUGGCCAGUGACCUGGAGCAGAUGGCUUUGGCAUUGCAUGUACAAAUGUUUGUGUGCGACACCUUCAGGCAAAACUAUGAUGUUUCCUCUCAUCACCAGCAUGCACUGGUAUAUAAGAGCCUCCUGGGCUCUACCUACCCAGACAAGCAAAGAAUUGGGGAACAUUUUCUUGCUGUAAAUUUUGUUUGUCUAGUUAUCUCUUAUGAAAAGCAUAGAAAUGGCCUGCUAGUAGGAACUUCGUGCUUAACCUAAGCACCUUGAUAUGGGGCAAGUACUGAGCCUUUCCAGCACUAUAGCUGGGGUGGGAUGCUAAAAGCACAGCUGGUGGCAGGUAUGCCACUACAGGUGGGAAACCUGCCAGGCCUGCAGCAUCACUGUCUGCACUGCUGCCAGGGGCUGCGGCAGAGAGCAAGGGGACUUGGCUGGGUGUAUAAAGAAUGGAAGGAGGAUAAAUGGGGGAAAGGCUGUUGCACCUGGGGCUCUCCCUUCCAUCUCAUUCCUGCCCUGGGAAGGCUGCUCUGACUAGAAGCAUGCCAAGCCCCUUUAAAGAUGAGCACAGUGUACUUAUGAUGGUAGGACAUGGGAUGGAAUGGUGGCUGGCCAGAGUUACCAUGCGCCUCUUCCACCUCUCAGGUUGAGUUCACAUCUGUACCAGGUUGGUGGUGGGGAUGUGAAGCAGCUGACACAGGCAGCUUGAGCAGGGGCAAGUCAUCCCAGGGUGCUGAUAGGUCUUUAGGUAUCCUGGAAUCCGUGGUCACAUUAGGCUGGGACAGGGAGUACAGCACAGGACUGUGAUGUAGUGGGCAUAGAAGAGAUACAGGCUUGGGGGUGCUUUGAUAGCAAAAUAUUUCCCUAGUCCCUGAUGGUCUGGGUUCCUAUUCCCUUCUUUAUUUAUGUAGCUCUGUUUGAUUAUUCCUUUUCGAAGACAGCUUUACGCAACUAUUUCUGUUCCUCAUUCUGUUGUUUCUCUUUCAGAAGAUCUCAUUUCCUCAUUUUCUGCUUGAGCAAAUAAGCUCUCCCUGCACUCUUCCUUGAUUGCUGAGCCUCGGACCUUUAUAAAUACAAGCACAUGGUCAUUUGCUCCUUGUCAUGAACCUUCCCUGCUUGCACUGCAGACUGAAGAAAAAGGGAAUCAUCUGAGGCCCCUGCUCUGUGGACUCUCUGGGUUUCUUGUUGCAGGGAUUUCCUAAAAUGAUCAGGACACGAGAGAAGCUAGCAGAAUAUCUCACAGUGAUAAUAUUCACCACAUCGGCCCAGCAUGCAGGUGUAAAUUUUGGUCAGUAUGACUGGUGUUCCUGGAUUCCCAAUGCCCCACCAACAAUGCGCUGCCCUCCUCCAACAGAAAAGGGGACAGUCACGAUUGAGCAAAUUGUGGAGAGUCUGCCAGACAGGGGACGUUCUUGUUGGCACCUUGGAGCUGUCUGGGCCUUGAGCCAAUUCCAGGACAGUGAACCCACCAUGGAGCUCCUGGGAAUGACCACUAUUUUCUUGCUGAUCUGCGUCUCAUGCCUUCUGCUUGUCACCACAUGGAGAAACAGGAAGCAGCCUCCUGGUCCCAUCGCACUCCCCCUUGCUGGAAACAUGCUCCAGCUGAACCCAAAGAACUUGCCUGAAAGCUUGAAGAAGCUUAGCGAGAAGUAUGGUCCUGUCUUCACAAUACGUUUAGGCCCACGAAAGAUUGUGGUGCUGUAUGGCUAUGAUGUUGUGAAAGAAGCUCUGAUUGAUCAGGCAGAUGACUUCAGUGGAAGAGGCAAGCUGCCAAUACUUGAAAGACACUUCAAAGGCUCAGGUGUUGCGACCAGCAAUGGGGAGACCUGGAAGCAGCUCCGACGAUUUGCACUCACCACCCUGAGGGAUUUUGGGAUGGGGAAGAGGAGCAUUGAAGAGCGAAUCCAGGAGGAAGCUCACUUUCUGGUGGAGAGGAUCAGGAACACACAUGAGGAACCCUUCAACCCUGGCAUAUUCCUGAUCCAUGCUGUCUCCAACAUCAUCUGCUCCAUUGUCUUUGGGGAUAGGUUUGACUAUGAGGACAAGAAAUUUUUAACUUUAAUUAAUUUGCUAGAUGAAAACAGGAAGUACCAGAACGCUAUACAAACACAGCUAUACAAUUUCUUCCCAACCCUCAUGGAAUUUUUACCUGGGCCUCAUCAAAAAAUGAUAAAAAAUAAUGAAGAAGUUGAUAAAUUUAUUUCAGAAAUCAUAGCACAGCACCAGAAAACCCGGGAUCCUACUUGUCCUCGAGAUUUCAUUGAUGCUUUUCUUAACAAAAUGGACCAGGAGAAAGGGAAUGGUCACUCAGAAUUCACCGUUGAGAGCCUGAGCAGCAGCACACUCGACUUGUUCCUUGCAGGAACAGCGACUACCAGCACCACCCUGCAAUAUGGACUUCUGAUUCUCCAGAAAUACCCAGAGAUACAAGAGAAAGUUCAGAAGGAGAUUGAUGGUGUGAUUGGCCGAGACCGAAGGCCCUGCAUGGCAGAUCGGAGCCAGAUGCCCUACACAGAUGCUGUGAUCCAUGAAAUCCAGAGAUUUAUCGAUUUCAUUCCACUUAAUGUCCCACAUACCGUGAUCAAAGACACCAAGUUCAGAAACUAUUUUAUUCCAAAGGACACAAUGAUAUUUCCUUUGCUGACACCCAUCCUACAUGAUAGCAAAGAAUUUCCAAAUCCAGAAAAAUUUGACCCAGGACAUUUCCUGAAUGCAAACGGUACAUUUAAAAAGAGUGACUUCUUCAUGCCCUUCUCUGCAGGAAAACGCAUCUGUGCAGGAGAAGGUCUGGCCCGGAUGGAGCUGUUCAUAUUUCUAACAUCCAUCCUGCAGAACUUUACUUUGAAACCUGUUGUGCAUCACAAGGACAUUGACAUUACCCCAGUAGUCACAGUUAUGACUAAUAAGCCCCGACCUUACGAGGUCUCUUUUGUUCCACGCUAAGCAAAUGCCGACUGUUGCCGGCUACCACACUCAUGAAAGCUCUGGUUGAAUGACAGUCAUUUCUCGAUCUGCUGAGACUGAAACACUCAGAUCACUGCUAGAUACUUUAUAGAGAGAAAUAUGUUUAAUCGAGAAAA